Messenger RNA from Salvelinus namaycush (lake trout), 1572 nucleotides. Its product is annotated as transmembrane protein 107-like. NCBI's taxonomy places the organism in Eukaryota, Metazoa, Chordata, Actinopteri, Salmoniformes, Salmonidae. The coding region runs from base 236 to 658 and encodes 140 amino acids. Gene Ontology annotation, biological process: non-motile cilium assembly; protein localization to ciliary transition zone. The transcript has 6 exons. Gene Ontology annotation, cellular component: MKS complex. The record is from RefSeq and is a predicted model, not a curated record.
UUGUUGUAGCAACGAGCUAAGCCAUGCCUGCAGCUGAAGCGUCUGUUGUUUCUAGUCCUAGACACAGUUGUUUCAAUUAAUGGUAAAUAAAUCAUCAAAUGUGGCUAGUUUUUGGCUCCAAAUAUUGACUAACAAGUUGAACAACGUCGUAUGUUCUGUAUUGGGUACAUUAGAUAGCUAAGUUAGCACUAUCAAGGUACCAUAGUACCCAUACAGGCACAUCUUUGCUGGAGCAAUGUCUGCAGUCAGCAGCCUGGUCCCAGCUCGAUUCCUGACUCUCACUGCUCACCUCGUCAUCGUCAUCACCAUUUUCUGGUCACGGGAGAACAAUGUUGAAGCUUGCCUGCCUUUGGAUUUCACACAGGACCAAUACGACAAGGAGGACACCAAGUUGGUGGUAGCGUUGUCAGUCACCAUGGGUCUGUUUGCUAUAGAGCUGGCUGGCUUCUUCUCUGGUGUGUCUAUGUUCAACUGCACCCAGGGCCUCCUCUCGACUGCAGCCCAUGCCAGUGCCUCUUUGGCUCUGCUGUUCUUUCUGUUUGAACAAUGGGCAUGUGAAAUAUACUGGUGGAUCCUUGCUUUCUGCAGUGUUCUCCCUGCGUUUGUGGAGAUCCUACUCUUCAUCGCAGUGUUCGGACUGAAGAAGAAGCCACUAUAACCGAGAGCAGUGUUUCACAUCGAUGUUCGGUCUGGAAUGUAGUGUCCAUCCUUCCCAGCACUUGUACACAGCUGUCCAAGUGUGUGACACAUUGUGACUGUUCAACAGUGUCAAGGAGACAUAUCGGAUGUUAGUGAUGUUGGAUGGUGAUCGUAGUGACAAAGACAAAAGAGCUGGUUAAGAUGUGGGUGGUCGUAGCUGCAGUAUCCGAUACGGUGACAGCAUAGGUUCGAAUCUGGCCUUCUGACACAACCUUUCUCUAUCCAUCAAUAGUCAGAUUAUUUUAUUUAUUAAUUUAAAGCUGUGGUCUGUGUUUCAGGAUUCAACGGUUGUGUGGACUGUGGACGUUGUAGAUGGAAACAGAGCUACUGUAUGUACCAAGUGUAGGAGUUAUUGUUACAUAUAGAGGCGGAUAUCACACUAUUGAGCAAAAGAGGAGAAGGAGGAGAAGGCAACACGUGAGUGCAUUUGCCAUUCUGGUAAAAAACAGGAAACCAAAGAUUAAACAGAUAGUAAAAUGGCUGAAGCCAUACGUGCUUUAAAGUGCAUUUAUGGAAAGAGCAGGACACCAUUAUGAAGAUUAAAUAGAGAGGAAAGGCCAUAAGUGCUUAGGGUAAAGGCCAUAAGUGCUUAGGGUAAGAUAGACAUAUAUUAAUUUUAGGACACGAGAGGGUCCUGCCACCAUUAUAAUCGAAUCAAGAGCGGAUACAGGCGUUAUUGGGCGUAAACAAGCAGGAAGCCGAAAUAAAAGAUAAUGGUGGCAGAUGACCUAGGAGAAGUAAUUGAAUUAACAUAUGUGAUGAACUCAUGUGCUGUGUGUGUAUAAAGACAGAGCCAGUGCUCUGGGAAGGUGUGUGUCCCGCGGACCAUCUAGGCUAAUGAUAUACUUUGUAUUAAAGCCUAUAUUGAAUUUA